Molecule: messenger RNA, 402 nt
Organism: Paramecium tetraurelia
Lineage: Eukaryota; Ciliophora; Oligohymenophorea; Peniculida; Parameciidae
Exons: 2
Source: RefSeq, a predicted model, not a curated record
AUGGAUACUUUGGAAUUGACAAAUUAUUUAUGCUAAUCAGAGUAAAAAUUGAGAGAUCGAAACUAUUAAUAACAAGCAAUCGAAUAAUUGGGAACUGAAGGUUUCAUCUCAAUCUGUGAUCUGAUAUAAGAGGUUAUAACCAAAACAACUUCAGGUUUAUCAUAGAUUACCCCCUUUAAGAGUAUUUAUCGAAACUAUAACAAUACUAGAAAUGAUUAAGAAUCCCCUUCAAUUGGAAUCAGAAUUAAAUUGACUUAUAAUCCAACAGAAGCUGAGAUGAGAUAAUCAGGACAUUAAAUGAGAGAAUAAGAUCCUAGGAAUCAAAAAAGGAAUUAGAAUGAUUUGUAUUAAUCUAUCAAGAAGUACUCAAGUGAAUUAUCAACAAUUAAAUUCAAGGUAUGA